GAACGAUCUGGUGUGACGGGUGGCGACGGCAAGUACAAGCCUGGUAUCAAGGACAGGUAUUGGAACUUGACCGAUGCGGAGGUCGAGCGGCUCAUGCAGCUGUGUGACGAUGCCGAUGUCGCCAAGGCUGCUGGGAACCCAACGCCAUAUGGUGGUCGGGCCGUCCGACACGACGCGCUGGCCGUUGUGCCGUCUGGCUUACCGCACCUGGCACGUGCACAGCUUGUUCGUCUGGAGAACACGGAUAUCUUGCAGCGGGCGGAGCAAUUUCGGAUCCUCGCAAGGCACCGUCACAAGCUUGAGCGUGAGAAGGCGGCGGAGGAGUACGACCGAUGUGCUCAGGACGACUUGUCUCAGGGCGGAGUUGUCGCAACGGCCUCGUCAAAGUUUGUUGCACUUCGUGGCGCGCCGCAGAGCCAGGGAGACUCCCCCUGGAACGGGGUUGGCGGGGGUGACAUUGCUUUCCUUUCGCAGCGGUGGUCAGAGUUGAAGGGGCUCGCCGAGUCCAUCGCAAGCAUCGACGUCAGAAAGUACAAGCAGAGCGGGAUCAGCGAGCUCCAUAAGGCCUUGGUCGGCGUCUUCCGCGAGCACUGCGAGACCAUGCAGCAGCCAUCAUCUAAGCUCGAUGGUCCAGGAUCUGCCCCUCCCAAGCCUUCGGACUACAUCUGCCACUCAGCGAAUCGCUGUGUGUGCUCCCCAGCUGGCCGCGCGAGCAUCUCCAUGAUGAGCGCUAUCAACGCUCACGCCAGACGGCUGUAUCCCAGGGGCGACCUGCGGAAGAAGUUCGUCGCGAGCCAUGUUGUUCUUGUGCUGUUGGGGCAGAGCUGUUUGCCGACUGACGCUGCGGGGGCGGUCAAGUUCGACCUCGGCGAGCCUGCGAGCGAAGUUCGUUUCUUCCUCGUGGCCGUUACCCUGGAGAAGCCGUGGGAGAUUACGUUUUUAAAGUUGGACCCCGAAGAUGAGGUCCGUGAUCGGUUUCGACAGCGUGCAUGGGACGGAGAAGCCAACACGUGGACGUGCCACCGACCCGAUGGCCUAGUGAAGCUCGUCGACACCGACCACCAAUAUUACACGCAAUACGAGCUGGCCGCGACGAUGAGUACGGCACUUCGCUGGGACUGCGCCUGGCUCGAGGUCUAUUUUGGUGCUGGAAUGGUGGGCGCUUUCAUUCCGAACAAGUGCUAUGUGGAGCAGACGUCUGCUUGCCUGCGCCCGCUAUGGAACCCAGAGCGCACGAGGAAGUCCAAGGAUGGAGGUUUCGCUUCUUGGGCGGCCCUGGCUGUCGACGACGAUGACCAUCCCGACGACAUCGGAGGAGACGUCGGCGUCGAUGGCCCCCCAGAGUCGGACGAGCCCGAGCCUGAGGACGACGGGCAGGAGUCGGAGAGUGAACCAGAAGAUAGCGACGGAGCUGACGGAG
Molecule: messenger RNA, 1420 nt
Organism: Prorocentrum cordatum
Lineage: Eukaryota; Dinophyceae; Prorocentrales; Prorocentraceae
Source: the annotation of a GenBank genome assembly